GCCGCCCUAUCCCACCUCCCCCCUUCUUCGUUUUUGGUUCCGCCGGUUCGGAACAGGCGAGCCGCCGGUUCAGACCGGCGGUUGGUAACCGGCUGAUAAACCUGCCGCCUGCCUGACUGUUCCUAUUGGUCGCCUCUGCUUCACCCUACUCCAAUUCUCUUCUCUUCUCUUCUCUUCAGUUUCUGCUGCAAAAAAACUGCGCCAGGUCAGGUGUAAUGGAGAGGCCGAAGAAGCAAGUGCUUCUUUUCUAUUGUGUCGAGGCCGAGGACUUGGCACGAAAGGUUGCUGCUCAGUCAGAUUACAUUAAACUCCAAACCAUCAAGUGGAGGAGUUUUGAUGAUGGAUUUCCAAACCUCUUCAUAGAGAAAGCGCAUGCUAUCAGAGGCCAACAUGUUGCCUUUCUAGCAUCCUUCAGUUCGACUGCAGUCAUUUUUGAACAACUUUCUGUAAUCUAUGCACUGCCUAUGCUAUUUGUUGCUUCAUUUACGGUUGUCUUGCCUUUCUUUCCAACUGGAUCAUUUGAAAGAAUUGAAGAGGAAGGUGAUGUUGCAACUGCAUUUACCUUGGCGAGAAUGCUGUCUAAUACUCCUAUAUCGAGGGGUGGUCCAACCAGUUUGGUUGUCUAUGAUAUACAUGCAUUACAGGAAAGAUUUUAUUUCAGUGAUACUGUCUUACCUCUUUUUGAGACUGGGAUCCCACUUCUACAGCAACGGCUUCAACUUCUAAAAUCGGAUAAGGUAAUAGUUGCCUUUCCUGAUGAUGGAGCUUGGAAAAGAUUCCACAAACUACUGGACAACUUUCCCAUGGUCAUCUGCAACAAGGUUCGUGAAGGAGACAAAAGAAUUGUUAGGAUAAAGGAGGGUGAACCAGCUGGCUGUCAUGUUGUCAUUGUUGAUGACUUGGUGCAAUCUGGCGGCACUUUAAUUGAAUGUCAGAAAGUUUUGGCAGCUCAUGGUGCAAAAAAAGUUAGUGCCUAUGUAACCCAUGGUGUGUUCCCGAAGAAAUCAUGGGAGCGAUUUGUCCACAAGAGUAAAGAGGAACACGAGAACGCAUUCACCCAUUUUUGGAUCACGGAUUCUUGCCCUGCAACGGUGAGUGCCAUAGCCAACAUAGCUCCUUUUGAGGUGCUGAGUCUUGCUGCAUCCAUAGCUGAUGCUCUCCAAAUCUGAUAAUUCGUCACGAAUGAAUAAUAACAACUGAUGCGAAUCUGAAAUCGUACUCUGUUUUAGACUGGGAACCCAUUCGGUAUUUUGAUCCUUGUCGUCGUUGGGAUUCUUCAUCACCUCCCAUUCAUCCAUGGUAUUGGUUUUUGAAUGGUUUAUGGUCAUAAAUGGAAGUAUCUUUGGUCCAUUGCA
Andrographis paniculata is the source of this 1355-nucleotide messenger RNA. RefSeq names its product ribose-phosphate pyrophosphokinase 4. Gene Ontology annotation, biological process: purine nucleotide biosynthetic process; 5-phosphoribose 1-diphosphate biosynthetic process. The transcript is spliced from 7 exons. The coding region runs from base 216 to 1169 and encodes 317 amino acids. NCBI's taxonomy places the organism in Eukaryota, Viridiplantae, Streptophyta, Magnoliopsida, Lamiales, Acanthaceae. Gene Ontology annotation, molecular function: magnesium ion binding; ribose phosphate diphosphokinase activity. Gene Ontology annotation, cellular component: ribose phosphate diphosphokinase complex; cytoplasm. The record is from RefSeq and is a predicted model, not a curated record.